CAAUGCCUGAAAUUGCAACCAAAUUAUUCUCAUUCUAUGCCUCUCUCCAGGCCUUCAUAGUGUUGAUCAGAACCAUGAUCAACGAGCUCAUCCCUGACAAGAUCCGAACUAAUGUUCUCUCUAAGCUUCAAACCUACUGGUUCGCUCCUCCUUUCUCUCAGCUCACUCUCCUCAUCGAAGAGGACCAUGGGAUGACGCCCAACGAAAUCUACGAUGCUACCCAGGCCUAUCUCGACACCAAGAUCCCACCUUUCAUUGAACGCCUUAAAGUUGGGAAAACCCCAAGGGACAACAAUCUCAACGUUACAAUCGCAGAGGGCCAAGUGGUUCCCGAUUCCUUCGAAAACAUCAAGCUCAAGUGGGUGCUCGGUACAAAGCGUGACGACGAUGGAUUCGACAGCACAUUCGAGCUUAGCUUCGACAAGAAAUACAAAGAAAUUGUGCUCCAGUCUUACUUGCCUCACAUAAUGGCCAGGGCCAAUGACCUUAAAGUAACAGACAAGGUACUCAAACUUUAUAGCCGUAGCCAUACACAACGUGGUGGCGACGAUUCCUACGACUACACUGGAGACUGGGGAUUCAUCACUCUGAAGCAUCCGGCCACGUUUGACACUAUGGCGAUGGAUCCGGAACUAAAGAAGGCGAUAAUUGAUGAUUUGAAUAGGUUUGUUGCGAGGAAGGAGUAUUAUAAGAGGGUCGGAAAGCCUUGGAAGCGUGGAUACUUAUUGUACGGUCCUCCAGGCACGGGGAAAUCAAGCUUGAUUGCAGCCAUGGCCAAUUAUCUCAAGUUUGACAUCUACCAUUUGGAGCUCAAUAGCAUUCGCUCCGAUAACGAACUCAAGCAGAUAUUGGUGUCAACUACUAGUAAAUCCAUGAUAGUGAUCGAGGAUAUUGAUCGUAAUGCGGAGACUCGAGAUCGUGGAGACUUUUUGGACCUAUAUGAGCCCACCAUAGCUAAGCUGACAUUAUCGGGCAUACUAAAUUUCACUGAUGGGUUAUGGUCAAGUUGCGGAGAGCAGCGAAUCAUUGUGUUUACCACAAACCACAAGGAUCGACUUGAUCCUGCUCUGCUGCGUCCUGGUCGCAUGGAUAUGCAUAUCUACAUGUCUUAUUGUACUUACGAUGGUUUUAAGACCUUAGCUUCCAAUUACCUUGGUGUUACUGACCAUCCACUCUUUGGGGAGAUCGAAACCCUCCUUAAAAAUACGGAAGUUAGUCCGGCAGAAAUUGGGGAGGAGUUAAUGAGGAGCGAUGAUGCUGAUGUUGCACUUGGAGGACUUGUUGAAUUCAUCAACUGGAAAAAGAUCGAAGGCAAUAGAAUGGAGGGUCUACGAUGAUGAACGUGAAGUCAACGCUGAAGUGAGCGGCGAAGAAUAAUGUUGUAUAUAAUAAUUUAAAAUGCAACCAGUUUAUAUUGAUUAGUGAUUACUCACGCAGGGUUUGAAUA
This is a messenger RNA of Vitis riparia (riverbank grape), 1447 nucleotides long. RefSeq names its product AAA-ATPase At2g18193-like. The transcript has 2 exons. Lineage: Eukaryota; Viridiplantae; Streptophyta; Magnoliopsida; Vitales; Vitaceae. Gene Ontology annotation, molecular function: ATP hydrolysis activity; ATP binding. Bases 3 to 1337 code for a protein of 444 amino acids. The record is from RefSeq and is a predicted model, not a curated record.